Messenger RNA from Pocillopora meandrina, 5447 nucleotides. Lineage: Eukaryota; Metazoa; Cnidaria; Anthozoa; Scleractinia; Pocilloporidae. The record is from the annotation of a GenBank genome assembly.
AUGGAUGACACUCUGAGUCAGUUCAUCGCUCAGACUGGGAUAGAUCCGAGCUUAGCGAGAGACCUAUUAGAGAGUACAAAUUGGAAUGUUGACGAAGCGCUUUCAGCUUUUGAAGCGCUUUCGCUUGGCUCUUCGGCUUCAUGUACGCAAAGCAAAGGACAGUGUGGUGAUGAUAGUCAUAUUGCGAGUGGAAAAGGCAAACGUGGGCUGUCGAUGGUUAAUGCCGACAUCGUUGGAGAAGCUAGGCAUAAAGUGAUAGAGGACAAGGUGCCGGGUACAGACGAGAGAUACGAAAGAUUUGAGGAAAUGUCCGAUUUCACUUUCGUUUUACCAGAUUUGUCCAACUUCCCAGAAGAAUUAAGCGACUUCCUCCGGAGAGACUUAAUUGAAACCUCGGCUUUAGUCGCUUUGGAGCAAGCAGGUAAACUGAAAUCAUGACUUAUUUCCUUUUUUGCGGGAAAUGAUGCCAAACUUACCAAUUUGUGAAGAAAGCGCAAAUGUAAACAGUAAGGCAGGCUUACUUCGGGGUAAUUAAUUUCAUUCCAACACAUUUGUAAGCUUUGGAAAGUUUAAAAAAGUCUGUUUGCAUCCUCUCAAUUUUUUAAUUCAAGUUAAGUCACACAUGGAAAGUUCAGAUUAUGUUGUACGAAUUCGAUGCUUUUCAUCUUCAUAGGAGAAGCUUGCUUUUCUCCAUAACUCGAUCGUUACGGGACUUCUGAGAUUUUCGAAUAGUCAACGACAAAAUGUCUUUUGAUUGCCCUUCUUAGAAGAGGUUAAGGUGUUUUUGGACUGAGAGGAAUGCUUCACUAUUUAGACCAAAAAAUGUUAUGAUUUAAGGCCAAAAUGAAAUCUUAGGUUGCAAGACAAAGCAAGCAGUGCUAUUAGGGAAGAUACAUACAUACUUUAUUGAAACUCCCUUCAACAGGACUUUUCAGUCAGAAUGUUAACUAUCACUUAAUACUGGUAAUUAAGAAAACUGAUUAAAAAUAAUUUAAUUAAAUUCCAAAUAUAUUCAAAAUAUAUUCAAAAUUAUAGGAAGAUAGGCCCAUUUAUGUUCAUGACAGCCAUAUUAUUAUAUGCAGUAACACUUUGGUGGAUUAACAAUUAGGCACUAUAGUUGUUUAAAAAAGUUCUGACCCAUGGUAGCUGAGUUAGAAAUAAGCUUUUCAAGACAUUAAUCAGAAAUCAGAUCUUAAUAGUAAUUCUCCUUUCUUUAAUGUUUGCCUUACAAUUUCAGUGAUGUUGGUUUGGAGAGUCUGUCAUUAGAUCAACUACUAAUUUCCUCAAUUGAUAUUUUUCUCUUUUCUUAUUACUUUUCUACUUGAUAUUGUCUUGAUAUUGUAAGGAGAAAUUCCGUCUUGGUCUCUCAUGAGAGUGAUGGGAUUGAAAGAUUGUAGAAGUGUCUAUUGACUAUACCUUGUUCUAGGGUGUAGUCCUGUAAAAGUCCUUAACAUUACCUUUUCACCUCACUACUCUAACAAGGAGCAAUGUAUUGCUUCUUCUGAUUACUUUUUUGUUCCAUACCCUGAAAGCGAACAAAAAUAUCAUAACCUCCCUGUGAAAUCUCAUUUUUGAACUCUUGUCUCCAUGCAUGAUAUUUCAAGGUCUUUCAUGGCUUUUAUAUUAUAAGUUAGAGUAAACCCUCUUGCUAUGGCACUUCUUUUCUCCUUGUUCUUGGUUUGUUUGUUUGUUUUUUCUUAUCUCUGAAGAUUAACUUUGCAUCGGGCAAUUUUACAAUGGUCUUCUCAGAAAGUGAUGUAAUUUAAUAGGUGCCAUUUGACACAACAUGGUGAAUGACAUUUUCGUGGUACAUCAUCCUGCAGUGUAUCGCCCUUGUGCUUUAGUUAAUUGAGUCAACUAGCAGUAACAGGUGAUUUACAAUGAACUUAGGCUAUGCAUACUUUGUUUACUGACUGUUUUCCAUCUCUUCUCAGGACGGCUGAACUGGUGGGCUGAUUCAGGUGUUUGCCAGCGUCUUUUGCCCCUGGCAACAGUGGGAGAUGGCAACUGUUUGUUGCAUGCUGCCUCUCUGGGAAUGUGGGGAUUCCAAGAUCGUCUCCUUACUUUACGCAAGGCCUUAUAUGAUACACUUACAAGUCACUUGGCCAAAGGAGCUAUUAAACGCCGUUGGAGAUUUCAACAGUGGGAGAAAAAUAAGGAGGCUGGUGGACUGCUCUACUCAGAACAAGAGUGGGAAGAUGAAUGGCAGGAGGUGUUACGCAUAGCCUCUACACAGCGCCGACUGGAUCAUGAGCAAAAGGCAGCUACAGAGUGCAAAAAAGGAGGGGAGACAGCCCCAACUUUAGCCUCUAUAGCUGAGAAGGAAAAUGAGGAUAUGCAUGACUCUGCCACAGCAAAGGAUGCUGAGGAUGUGGUUGACCCACCAAAAGCAGAACAAGAUGGAAAUGUUAAGAAGGAUAAUGAAGAUCAGAGGGAGUCACCUGCACCAGAUGGUUCAAAAGAAAAAAUUACUGAAGAAACUGAGAUAGGAGCAUUUGAAAGCUUAGAGGACAUUCAUGUCUUUGUUUUGGCACAGGUUCUGAGACGUCCAAUUAUAAUCAUAGCUGACCAGUUUUUGUACGGAUUUGGAGGGGAACCAAUCGCACCCAUUCCCUUUGGAGGGGUUUAUCUUCCAUUGGAGUGUGAUCCAAGUAUAUGCAUUAAAAGUCCAUUGGUUCUAGCUUUUGAUUCAGCACACUUUUCUCCUUUGGUGCCUUCAGAGGAAAAGAAGGACUCUAAGAGCGAUUCUGUGAAAGCCUCUGUGCCUCUGGUAGGACCAAACUAUGAUUUGCUGCCACUGCAGUUUUCCAUGGAUCCAGGAGAAGAUUUUGUUUGGAGUGACCUGGAUGGUGACUCAAGUGUGGCAAAGAACUUUGCAUUAAGCAUGGAUGUAAAGCUGGAGCUUUUAAAGAAAUAUUUAAAUGUGGAACUGAUAAAAGUUCCUUGCACAAGUAAGAAAGACACUUCUGAAGACAACAAGGUAGCUUCCAAAGGAGAGAAAACAGUGGAGCCUUCAGGGAGCAAUGCUGAUAGUGAAACAAAAGUAGAUAAAAAAUUGCCUUCAAAAUCUGCUGAGAAGAAAGAGAAAUCUUGGAUUGCUACACAGAUCAUGAAAGUGGGUGUGAUGGCAGGAGUUGUGGGAAGUGUUGUUCACAACAAUGUCUAUGUUGCAAAACUACAAACUGACAAGAAACCAAAUUACUAUGACAAAAUGAUCGAAAACUAUAUUGGAACAGCAAAGCUCCGAUUUGAGGAAGAGAAGAAAUCCCUGGCAAAAGCUUCCAAAAGUUCAUUAGACCCUGGAGAGAAACCGCAGCCAUGUAUUAACCCUGGAUGCCAACUGUACGGAACUUCUGCUACAAAUUAUCUUUGCUCUGGCUGUUUUAAAACUCAGAAAUCUUACAGUGAGAGUGGUCGGUACCUUGAAAGCUCAGUGCCAAACAGGUCAGCUGUGUCAAAUUAUGACACCAGUGGAAUAUCAAGUUACCUACCACCUCCUUCAUACUCUGCGUAUGUUCCUUAUGGGUAUUUUUGUGGCAACACCAUUGGAACACAUGGCUACAAUACUCCUUCUACAGAUCAAUUGCCUUCAUAUAGUGAUGCAGUGAAAAGUAGGGGCAAUAGCACAGAAUCUUCUUCGGUGUCAUCUGGCUCAGUUGUCAAGCUUGAACCAAGUAAUGGAAGUGACAGUACCUCAGGUCAGACAGUCAUAAAGUGUUCCUCCAAAGACUGCCAGUUUUAUGGCAGUCCAGAAAAGAAGGGAUAUUGUUCCACAUGCUACAAAGCAUAUCAAAAGUCGUUGAAGUAUAUGGCAGAAGAAAAUGAGAACAAAAAAUCUUAAGCUGUCUAAAAUUAGUCUUGCUAACCAAAUUUAGACCAGAGGAUAUGAAAGCUUAGUUGGUACUACAUUCAUCCUUUACUAAAUCCUUAGAUUUAUUUGAUACUUGUCCAUUAAUUGUUUACUAACCAAGUUUUAGGUCUGUAUUGUAUGUUACCGACUGAGUUUUUGCAUGCAGGCCAUAAAUCUGAGCAGAAAAAUUGAGCUUCCAUAACUUAAAAUACAAACUGAUAAAACUAGGUUAGGAAAGAUAUUUAUAACUAACAUCUCUGGGUUAAAAUAUUGGGGUAAGAUUUCAGUUUAUUAAAACAGACUUGUGAAUUUAGUGGCCUGACGGUGAAAUACAGCCUCUUUAAUUGACCAAUCAUAGCAACAUACUACAUGAGAGAUGCAUUAAUGAAAAGUAGAUUAUUGCAAUUCUUAGCUAUACCAAAGAGAACAAUUCUUGUGAAGUGGCCUAAGAUCACAUCCAAUUUUUGGAGACAAACUAGGAAAAUUGAUUGAAAUUGAGGGUUACAAGUAAACAAACCUCAAAUUUGUUCUGCUGCUAAUUUUUCCAAGUUUCCAUUUCAAAUUGAAAAAAAUUUUACUUGGAAAAAUUCAAGUCAUAUCCAAGUGUUUCAAAGCUGUUUGCUCUUUACACACUGAAUGUUAGAAUGUUUACAAAAUUGAUUAAUAUAAAAAUCAAAAUGUUAAAUUUUGUCAUUUACCUAAGAAAUAUUUAGUAGAAUAUUUAGUAGUUAUUUUAGAUUUAAAUUAUUUCUAUUUAAACCAAAAGGGUUGUAAAAUUUUUCAUCAAUUUGUUUAGUUGAUGCACCAGAAUUUCAAUUUCAACAGCAAUGAUGGUCAAGUUUUGAAGGCAAGUACUUUUAUUGUAAAUGUUUCUUGUCAUUUUGGAAUAUUUCCUUGUUAUUGAGACUAAUUGAAUGAAUGACAUGGAGAUAAAUUGAUUCACACUGCUACUGUAAGGGUGAUUCCUAGCAUGUGGGUGGCCAUGUGUGUUGUCCUUACUAUUUUAAAUCUCUGUUGUCCUUCAUAGCUUUAGAAAUAAAACCUUGAUUUACAAUUGAUUUGUAUCUCUAAGGAACUAGACAAUUUAAGUCUCUGAUUGAUUGGACAAAAGUUAAACAUAUAAUAUAUAUUUAGAGAUAAGUUGGAUUAGACCAACUUUAUAGUGACUAAGUAUCACUGAAGCACGAUACCGCCCUUAAUUCUCGUUUAACCAUGAUAUUAACCCACGCGAAGUGUUGAUAGAAAACGAAAUAAGUUUGGAAAUGACAGCUAAAUUUUUUCGAGCGUUCUAUCAACCUUCAAAGUCAUCAAGCUGCUAAAGUGAUAGAACGAGCUGUCUAUUGCUUUUAUAAAAUAACUAUGAGUUUAGCGGUGCAUUAAACGACAGAUUUUUGACCAGUCAGGGUGCUCGGGGUAUCUCAGUAGUUACUUGUUAAAUCCUGAUGAUGCAGCUGCUACAAAUGUGCCUGUUAGACAUUGAAUUAAAUCUUUUUCUCCUAAGAUGGGUCAUUUCUUUGAGUGUUAUCUGUUAAUUGGCCUAAUCUGUCUUCUUAUGUCUUGUUUUGAUGUGAUGUCAGACAAUAAACAAAAGUUAAGA